AUGUUGUCCCUAACUCUUGUUGCAUCACUUCUUUUCACGCUUGCACAUUCAAACCCAAUCACGAAACGAGGCACUUACAUUGGCUCGACGACGCAGAAUCAGCUCUCCGAUGGCACACCUUGCCGAGACAUCACAAUCAUUUUCGCGCGAGGAACUUCCGAGUCUGGGAAUGUUGGCACAUUGACUGGACCUCCAUUCUUCCAAGCUGUCUCUGAAUUGUCAGGAGGAAAAGUCGCCGUUCAAGGUGUAGACUAUGCAGCAAAUGUCAUCGGCUUUCUAGGGGGCGGCGACAGCAAUGGAUCGCAGAAAAUGGCUUCGCUUGUUGCAACUGCAAAGCAGAGAUGUCCUGGCACGAAGGUCGUGCUGAGCGGAUACAGCCAAGGAGGGCAAUUGGUCCACAAUGCAGGCCGUCUCUUGGGGUCUACUGACAUGAACGCUGUACAGAUCUUCGGGGACCCUUUCCGAGGCCGACCUGUGGAAAAUGUCUCAUCUCAGAGAACACUGAUCAUCUGUCAUGCUUUUGACAAUAUUUGCCAGGGAGGAGCUCUCGUUCUGCCUUCCCAUCUUGAUUAUGCUGUUGAUGCGACAAGGGCUGCACAGUUCGUGGUUCAGGCUGCUUCGGGGUAG
This is a messenger RNA of Pseudocercospora fijiensis CIRAD86, 627 nucleotides long. Its product is annotated as carbohydrate esterase family 5 protein. The record is from RefSeq and is a predicted model, not a curated record. The coding region runs from base 1 to 627 and encodes 208 amino acids. NCBI's taxonomy places the organism in Eukaryota, Fungi, Ascomycota, Dothideomycetes, Mycosphaerellales, Mycosphaerellaceae. Gene Ontology annotation, molecular function: cutinase activity. The transcript is spliced from 3 exons. Gene Ontology annotation, cellular component: extracellular region. Gene Ontology annotation, biological process: carbohydrate catabolic process.